Molecule: messenger RNA, 1023 nt
Organism: Mytilus trossulus (common blue mussel)
Lineage: Eukaryota; Metazoa; Mollusca; Bivalvia; Mytilida; Mytilidae
Exons: 7
Coding region: 103-1023 (306 amino acids)
Source: RefSeq, a predicted model, not a curated record
GUAACUAGGUGAAAAUAAACGCAAAUUAUGUAUAAAUAUAUAUAAAAUGGCGAAAAUAAUUUAUAAGAUACCAUAAAUGUGUUGUAAAUAUGCAAUUGAGUGAUGAAUGUGGAAUUUUACAUAUUAAUAUUCGGCUACUUAUUCUCAUACGGUAAUGCUGCAUGUACAUUCUCGUCUUCACUGGAAGGAACUUGGAUGAGCAGUAACUAUGGAAACAUCAUUAUCAAUUCAACUUUCUUGACAUUAGACACACUGUCCGCUUCAGUGGGAGGCUCGACAUCCAACGUUGCCUUCACUUGUGACAGAAACCCGUCAAGUUUGAAGUUUGUUGUCAAGUCAGUGAGCACUUUCACAGUCUUUGGUGGUAAUCCAGGGAAUGCCUACAUUUGUUAUCAGUUUACUUACGUGAAUUCUAACAACUACUACUUCUAUAUGCAAUCAGAUGACAAUCAUGUUUUCGGAAAUGAACGUAUUAGUUUUUGGGAGACCACUUCAUCUCCAACAGACAGUCAGUUAUGCAGUGGGUCUUCACUUCCAUCUUCAGCAGAAUUUAACAGCAUGGUUAAAAGUGGGGAAGCAUCCUCAGCAACGACAAACUGCAUGACACAUAUACUGGGGGAUUUCACAUACUACUACGGGACAUCAGGUAGUAUGACAGACUGUCAGAAUGAUAAUCUAACCGUAUGUGGCGGUGAUAAUAGACAGUCUAUUCAGUUCAACAAGGCGACAUGUGCAGGUUCUGGAAUGUACACCAGCGAUGGAAAGCUUGGAUGUUUGUCUGUAAUUUACGAUUCAAGUACUGGAGGUGGGACAUACUAUUCAGGCCUAUACAAUAUGGACAGUACAACACCAAAUGAUCUAACAACAUUUCAGUUCCUUUGUAUAGCUGCGACUUCAAACGGAACUCAUAUUUUUGUAAGCACCAGUAAGAAGCGAUGCACUGCAAAUCAACUGUCAACAACUACUACUUCCGGACAACUUUAUAUUCUGAAAGCUAGUGGUAAAUAUGAUUAUUACGUAUGA